UUAUUUCAACAAUACAAGUAAAAUAUUUGCAAGAAUGAAGAAUUAUUUAAUGCUUUUAAUUUUAAGUUGUAUUAUUGCCAUCUUGGCGUAUGGAAUCGGUAGCUCACGGCGAAUUUUAAACGGUGAACACGCAAAAAUGGGAGAAAUUCCGUUUGCUGUACUGAUCGACGAUUCGAAUUUCAACGACCACAAGCGAUGUGGAGGCGUUAUAAUAACUAUAGUAGCCGUAUUGACAACAGCGAACUGUAUUAAGUCAUUGAAUCCAAAUGAAUUAACAGUGCGUGCUGGAUCCACGUAUCGUGACGGGGGCAUUGUGCGUAAAGUAGAAAUGCCCAUUGUUCAUGAAAACUUCAGUGAGACUACAUUGGAUAAUAAUAUCGCUGUAUUGAUUCUGAAUAAAAAAUUUGAAUUUUCGAAUACCAUCGAUAAGUUACAGCUUCCGAAUAUGAAAAUGGAUUUAAAGACCCAUGAUUCGGCAACCAUUUACGGAUGGGGUGUUGAUGAAUAUUCUGAUUAUCCUGAUUCGCUAAAGAAAGGUGACACGAUUGUUAUCGAUUCAACGAGUUGCAACCACCAAAACCAAGUACGUCUGCCGUUAACUCCACGAAUGUUUUGUGCGUCAUCUUUAGGUGAACACUUUUCAACCGCAUGCUUUGGUGACGCUGGCGGAGCUUUAGUUAAGUAUCAAUAUGUGUAUGGUCUAUCGUAUGGUAAAUCUGCCAAGUCUGGCAAGUCUGGCGAAUGUACCAGUGAUACCGUUUAUACGCGUAUCACAGCUUUACAUGAAUGGAUUAUCGAGAAACUGGCGCAACAUGGUCGUCAGGUCGAGAGACGUUUACGUGGCUCUCCAUAA
This is a messenger RNA of Chrysoperla carnea, 853 nucleotides long. Its product is annotated as transmembrane protease serine 11E-like. The record is from RefSeq and is a predicted model, not a curated record. Gene Ontology annotation, molecular function: serine-type endopeptidase activity. NCBI's taxonomy places the organism in Eukaryota, Metazoa, Arthropoda, Insecta, Neuroptera, Chrysopidae. Gene Ontology annotation, biological process: proteolysis. The transcript has 3 exons. The coding region runs from base 35 to 853 and encodes 272 amino acids.